Messenger RNA from Procambarus clarkii (red swamp crayfish), 816 nucleotides. Its product is annotated as Cytochrome c oxidase subunit 5A. Gene Ontology annotation, cellular component: mitochondrial inner membrane. The record is from RefSeq and is a predicted model, not a curated record. NCBI's taxonomy places the organism in Eukaryota, Metazoa, Arthropoda, Malacostraca, Decapoda, Cambaridae. Gene Ontology annotation, biological process: mitochondrial electron transport, cytochrome c to oxygen.
UGAGAAAGAGAGAGUGUGGUUGUGUGGGUGAGCCACCAUUACUGCAGCAGCCGGCGGUCGUCAUCCACCUCUCCUACCACCAUGUUGCGCUCCUCCAUCACCAGGGCCUCCUGCCUCGUCAGGGCCGCCGUGCUCCCCACCACCUCCAGGCUACCUGCAGCCACAGCGAGCCGCAGCAUGUCCAAACACUCGAAAGAGACUGACGAAGAAUUGGAUGCUAGAUAUGAAGCUUAUUUCUCAAGGCCUGAAAUUGAUGCUUGGGAAAUUCGUAAGGCCAUGAACGAUUUGUGUGGUAUGGAUUUGGUGCCAGAGCCUAAGAUUAUCAUUGCUGCCUUGAAGGCCUGUAGGCGCAACAACGAUUUUGCUCUAGCAGUUCGCUUUUUGGAGGCAGUGAAGGAGAAGUGCGGUCGCAAAGAAAAGGCUAUUUACCCAUACAUUCUUCAGGAGAUCAACCCAACCCUGCAGGAUCUUGGUAUCAGCACUCCAGAAGAAUUGGGUUAUGACAAGCCUGAGCUUGCUCUUGCUACUGUAUAUGAAUGAAAUAGAUCCCUGACUGCAUAAAAUUUUAUUAGUGGCAAGGAAUCCUUCCAUAACGUGCAGGGAUACUCUAGAGCCUGACAAGUACUUAUACUUAUGGAUUGUUCAUGGUCAGUAGUGAUCUGAACAUACGAGUUACCCAAGAGUUGUAUUAUAAAUAUUAAUACAGUUCCCAAUUUAAUUGGGAAUCGUUAAGUGUUUUGUAAGGGAAAUGAUUAAUUUGUACAGUGGGAGAUGAUCCCAAUUUUAAUUUAAUUCACAAAUAUAUAAUGUACAGGA